AUGGCCUUUCUCCAGCAGCUUCGGCUUCUUCUAUGGAAGAACGGUCUAACUGUGAUCAGGCAGCCGGCAUGGUCCCUGACCCUCAUCAUCUGGCCCCUGAUCAUCUUCAUCAUCAUUGCUGUGACCCGGAACCAGUUUCCUCCGAUAAUAAAAGAAACAUGUUACGUUGGACCCAGAAACCUGCCCAGCACAGGUUUCUUCCCUUUCCUGCAGACCCUCAUGUGCAACACGGACAGCAACUGUCAUGACAAAUCUCAACUGGCGGAGUCAGCUGCAUCAAAGUCUAAGAGGUAUGACAGGUCAUCGCCGCUGCCGAAUGGUUCUCCACUGGCAGGCCUGAUGCAAGGGGAUGGUUUUUUAGGGUUUACUCUCCCCAAAAUCGACAAAUUCAAUGAUCCUGCAUCACUGAUCAAUGCCUUCCAGAGCAUUGUGGGUCAAACUCAUCAAGGAAGUCCUACAAAUGUCUCCUUCACCAACACCACUCAUGUGGGAGAUAAGGAGAGCUUCAACAAACUGCUGGAGUCGGUGAGCGUGUUGAAGAGAGCCAUCUGCACCAUGAUACUGCCCAUGAUAAACACCACCUCGCCCGACCCCUUCACCACCUGUGCGGUCACUUUCUGCAAGACCAACAACACUGUGUUAGAGGUGUCGCUCUCCACACUCAACCAGAUGCUGUCAGAUCUGAUGCAGAAGAAACCAGACGAGAUGAUGACGGCGGCCGGGCUGGGGGUGAUGGUGUUCGAUCAGCUGCAGAAUCAGACCUCGCUGUGGGAAAGUCUCCUCGUUCUCCCCCAGCUCUUCUCUAAUGGUUCAAUCGACCAAGGGCUGCACAACACAGAGGUUCUACUCACCAACAUACAGGGUGCUCUGCAUGUCAUCCAGAAGAACUUCCCCGAAGCUAGUGCCACACUUUCCCCCGUGAAUCUAGUGAUUGCCGGAGGCAUCAACGUGAUCCGCUACAUGCAAAACUGGCCUGGCAGAGUUGUGUCCAUUACCCUGGGAGACGUCGUCACCUUGCAGAACGACUCAAUUAGUGAGAUGGUGAAAAGUGUUCUUCAAGAGGUCAAGAUACCACUCGACCAGGCUAUCGGCCUGACAAUGGACAGUAGCAUGGUGUCCUCCUACUUGUGCGACAACGGCAGUAACCCAAUUUGGUUAACGGCAGCCUGCAGCACGGGCACUGUGAACAUGCUUCUGCGUAGAAUCAGCCCUGACAAGGUGGCAAAGCAGGUUCUCCUGGCCUGGAGUAAGCAUGUUGCUCUACAUGACUUGGCCUUCGUCAAAGGGCUGCUGCACAGUCUGAUCGGUGGCUUAUCCCCAGGAGGUCCGGGCGGUUCCAACACCUCGAGGAACCGCCGUAGCGUGGAGACACAGCCACAAAAUAUUGAUGAGGAUCUGUUUUUAAGCGUGGGACAAGUGGUGAUGGAGCUUGUAAAACUUGACUCUGAGCUGGAGAUGGUUGUCCAGAGCUUCCUGAGGACUGGCUUUCAGUCCCUGAUGACAGGAACACUGGCCCUCGACACUGUGGAGGAAAUGAUGGAAAAUGUCCUGAAAGAUGCCAAUCAACUCAAAGUGUUUUGGACCACAUUGCUGACAAACCAGCCACAGUCAAGCGCUUGGAUCGGUCGUGUCCUGGGCAGUGUGACGGAAGUUGUUAUCAAGGUUCUGGCAUCUGAUAAUUUAACAUGUGCGGACGUCCUGGGUCCCCUCGAGUUCCUCUUAGAGACUGAAACCAUAAAGAUUGACGUGUGGAGGGCAAUCAUCUGCCAGAACAGCUCUGAUCUACCGCUGUAUCUACUGAAGGACUGGCUGCCCUUGAUUCAGAAGGCGCAAGAGGUUUACGACGCCAUCACAAGCCGAACAGAAUACAACGUAACGCUUCCCAUGAUUCUCUCCGAGUGGCAGAAGUUGAACAACAAGAGCAUGAAGUUUGGAGAGCUUCUGAACAGACUGGCUGAAGAGCUGGGUGGAGCAUACUGGAUGAACUGGAUGCCAGACAACCCUCAGAAUUUCACUCAGACUCUUCAACAAAGUGUUUUCUUCUUCAUGGUGAAUUUGGGAGAAAAACUUGAGAAGAGUCAACUGUGGCCCGAAGCAAAGAACUACUUCCACAUGCUUUACUGGGUCUUGAACUACAACCCGGGGGUCACUCCUCCGCCUUCAAACUGCUCCGUCAACCCCUUAACCUUAGCCAUUAAUUGCGAUACUGGUUUGAACUGGUCACGGUUUGUUCAAGGACUGGCCGAGGCUCUGAUGUCAUCAGAUGUAGACGUCCUGGUGAGAUAUCUCAAAGGGAGUUUGCAUCUUUUGCAGCACAUGUAUGGCGACAUCUACAAAUUUCUGGCAACAGCAUCACUGAAAAAAGAGAUCAAAGGUGGAGAUGCCCUCUCCGACUACCUGGUUAACCUGAUGUUAAACCUGGACGGGUUUUUACGGGUUGUCUCCACCCUUCCCAACAGCAGCACCUCUAACCCGAAUGUUCUGCUUCCCCAACUAAAUAUGCUGCUAACGUACACAGGUCUUGCACCACUGCUGCCUCUGUUCCUCAGUGACGGCCCCCUUAAUUUCUCCACAGUCAUUGAUGUUGCCUCAAAGGUUGGCAGACUCAACCAGCACAUUUUUACCUUCAAUGAAACGGACCCAACAAUGCCUGAGCUUGAGGGGCUGAUAACUAAGUUCCUUUCAUUGCAAGGGAACCUCACCCUGUCGCUCCCUCACAUCAUGGGAAGCAGUCUGCUUACCUAUUCUGACUAUUUCGAUCCUGACGUUGUGGCCCAGCUCAGAAAAGCCAUCAAGCCUUUCACCAACCAAACUUCAUCAGGUAUUGUAGAGACCAUCCUCAGUGCCAUGGAGGUACUGAAGACAGUGAUUGAUUCUCCGAAUGGCGACCCAACUAAUAUCAUUCUUGGGUAUCUACACCAGCUUCAGGAAUUGGCGAUGUCUAUAUACAGGCUGCGAAAAAUCGAGCAUAUCUUCUUACCGAGUAGCCAGGUGAGCGCAGCGCAAAUCACUGACCUCCACGUGCUUUCCAAAGACUUCCUCAACCUCCUCACCCCGGAGAGUCUUCAGAACCUGACUCAGGCCGGGCCAGAUGCUGCCCAGAACAUUGUUAUCCAGAAAUUUGUGGCAUUCUUGCCAAAAGCGUCCCGACAAGAAGCUACUCGCUUUCUCCAGGAUUUCAAAGCUCUGCAGUAUUACAUUAUCAAAUGUGGAGCAGGCCAGGACUGUUUGGCAGGAAUCUCAGAAAUCCUCAGCUUCCUGGAUCAGAUAUUCGACCUGAUGCUCUCAGCCAACGGUACUGUCACCAUUAAACUGGCGGCCACAAAUGCUUCUCUGGUAGCACAGGAAUAUGAGGAACUUACAUCCUUUGUCUUCUCACUCCUCCUUGGCCCAAAUGAUUCUGCCAGUGUGAAAACAGUCAAACAGACUCUUCACUUAAUUAGAUUGCUCGUGGCUACACCCAACAUUUCUGUGUCGGAUGUCCAGAAUGCUCUGAGACAGUCAAACCUAACCCUCAAAGAGCUGAAUAGCUUUGCUGCACUAGCUGGAGCUGCUGACAUAAACCGCCUGUUGUUAAGUAUAAUGGAGAUCAUCAAUACUCGCCAGUGCUUUGAACCAGAUCAGGACCUGAUGGUGACAGCCCAGUGUGUUACUGGGCUGGUCACGGGUCUCAGCGAUUUUCUGACACGCGUACCUGGUCUACGCAAUCAGACGGCCAUCCUCUCCCUUAUCCCGUUAAUUGUCAAUUCAACUUUCAGAGACUUCAUGCAAGCUAACUUCAGUAACAAUCCAAAUGUGGUUCUCGAACACACCUUGAACAGGACUCUGGCCAAUAUCAAGUUGAGCCUCCAGGAGAAUCACCUGAACUCUCCAGAGAUCAUGAAUGAAAUCCAAGUGGUGGAGCGGCUGAUACAACUGAUUGCCAACAUGGAACCAUACAACAAUUUAAACACGACCUUGAUGAUGGACCCCAUGUAUGCCCAGAAAGUAUAUUUGGAGAUUAUAGACUGGUACUUGAAAAAGUUGGGAAAUAUAACCAGCAACAGCAUGGUGUCAGAGAUUCUCCAGCCCUUUUUCGUCAUCACACAAAUGCAAGUUACAUUACAGCUUGCACAGACCGAUUUUUCUCUGUCUGUAUCUAAACAGAUUGAGCACCUGAUAAAAACCCUCCAGUUCCCAAUAGAUGGCGCAGGGUUGAAUAAAAUUGGCCUGACAACUGUCGAGAUUCUCAAGGGCCUAUUUGACAGCAUAAAGUUGAACCUAGAGGCUCAGAUGAACAUGAUGGGUCCAGAGGAGUAUUUCAAUUCAACCGCUUUCAAUGCUAUCGCGGCUCAAAUUCAGCUUUACCUAAACGUCACAGAGCAGUGGAUGAAACAACCCAAUGUCCCGUUGAUCUUCACGAGUAUGCUUCAAUGGGGGAAUUCUUCCAUCAAUAUAUCUACCCCUGUGACAGACAUUCUUCACCUGCUGCAGACAACGUCUAUAUUCCUCAAUGAGGGUGAAGACAUCUAUCUUUCUGCAGUUCUCAAUACUAUGCGCUCCAUCGUAAAAGGGCUAAUGGUGGCUGAGCGACCAGGGGGCCUUCAAAGUGAUCACUUCGUAGCCGCCAUCGUGGAAGGAGUCAAAACCACCAUAAUGCUCCUGACUGGAGCCACAGGGCCCCUGCCGCACUCGGUACAACAGGACAUCCUGGAUAUUGUGCAGGCUUCAUUGAAGCUCAUCGUCCAGCCAGACAAGAACUUUGACUCAUCACGAAACAUCUCCCUCCUCAUCCUCGAGAGAGCUGAGAGCGUCGUCCAAACCAUAAUACCGGAGAUGUAUGCUGUAUACAUAAUUCCUGGAAUCAAAGUGGUAGCAACAUUCUUUGAGAGCGCCUCGGGAGAUAGUGGACCAGACAUCUGGAAUCACAUGAUUUUGAGUGAGCUGAAGACGAUCGAGAGCCUUCUGCCGCCGAACAGCACAGCUCGGACCUACGUCUCUGUGGUCAUUAGCAUCGCCCGUUUCAUUCUGGAGUCAGGCCAAGGUAAAAUGAGUCUCUGGGCACGUUUUGAGAGGGCAUCACUACAAGAUGUUCCUAUUCUUAUUGUUGAGAUUCUCAAGGGCCUAUUUGACAUCAUAAAGUUCAACCUAGAGGAUCAGAAGAAUAUGAUGGGUCCAGAGGAGUAUUUCAAUUCAACCGCUUUCAAUGCUAUCGCGGGUCAAAUUCAGCUUUACCUAACCAUCACAGAGCAGUGGGUGAAACAACCCAAUGUCCAGUUGAUCUUCACGAGUAUGCUUCAAUGGGGGAAUUCUUCCAUCAACAUAUCUACCCCUGUGACAGACAUUCUUCACCUGCUGCAGACAACGUCUAUAUUCUUCAAUGAAGGUGAAAUAAUCUACCUUUCGGCAAUUCUCAAAACUGUGCGCUCCAUCGAGAAAGCGCUUAUGGUGGCUGAGCGAACAGGGGGCCUUCAAAGUGAUCACUUCGUAGCCGCCAUCGUGGAAGGAGUCAAAACCACCAUAACGCUCCUGACUGGAGCCACAGGCCCCCUGCCGCACUCGGUACAGCAGGACAUCCUGGAUAUUGUGCAGGCUUCAUUGAAGCUCAUCGUCCAGCCAGACAAGAACUUUGACUCAUCACGAAACAUCUCCCUCCUCAUCCUCGAGAGAGUUGAGAGCGUCGUCCAAACCAUAAUACCGGAGAUGUAUGCCGUAUACAUAAUUCCUGGAAUCAAAGUGGUAGCAACAUUCUUUGAGAGUGCCUCUGGAGAUAGUGGACCAGACAUCUGGAAUCACAUGAUUUUGAGUGAGCUGAAGACGAUCGAGAGCCUUCUGCCGCCGAACAGCACAGCUCGGACCUCCGUCUCUGUGGUCGUUAGCAUUGCCCGCUUCAUCCUGGAGUCAGGCCAAGGUAAUAUGAGUCUCUGGGCACGUUUUGAGAGGGCAUCACUACAAGAUGCUCCUAUUCUUAUUGUCGAGAUUCUCAAGGGCCUAUUUGACAUCAUAAAGUUCAACCUAGAGGCUCAGAUGAACAUGAUGGGUCCAGAGGAGUAUUUCAAUUCAACUGCUUUCAAUGCUAUCGCGGCUCAAAUUCAGCUUUACCUAAACGUCACAGAGCAGUGGAUGAAACAACCCAAUGUCAAGAUGAUCUUAACGAGUAUGCUUCAAUGGGGGAAUUCUUCCACCAACAUAUCUACCCCUGUGACAGACAUUCAGCACCUGCUGCAGACAAUAUCUAUAUUCCUCAAUGAGGGUGAAGACAUCUAUCUUUCUGUAAUUCUCAAUACUAUGCGCUCCAUCGAGAAAGCGCUAAUGGUGGCUGAGCGACCAGGGGGCCUUCAAAGUGAUCACUUCAUAGCCGCCAUCGUGGAAGGAGUCAAAACCGCCAUAACGCUCCUGACUGGAGCCACAGGCCCCCUGCCGCACUCGGUACAGCAGGACAUCCUGGAUAUUGUGCAGGCUUCAUUGAAGCUCAUCGUCCAGCCAGACAAGAACUUUGACUCAUCACGAAACAUCUCCCUCCUCAUCCUCGAGAGAGUUGAGAGCGUCGUCCAAACCAUAAUACCGGAAAUGUAUGCCGUAUACAUAAUUCCUGGAAUCAAAGUGGUAGCAACAUUCUUUGAGAGCGCCUCGGGGGAUAGUGGACCAGACAUCUGGAAUCACAUGAUUUUGAGUGAGCUGAAGACGAUCGAGAGCCUUCUGCCGCCGAACAGCACAGCUCGGACCUACGUCUCUGUGGUCAUUAACAUCGCCCGCUCCAUCCUGGAGUCAGGCCAAGGUAAUAUGAGUCUCUGGGCACGUUUUGAGAGGGCAUCACUACAAGAUGUUCCUAUGCUUAUUGUCGAGCUGGGAAGACUUGUGAGCAUGUUCUUCAUGGGAAUGCCAGACGUGCAGCAGUCGAUUGGUUCAUCCUUGGGGAUCUUCACUCACCUUUCCCCUUUCCUGGAGCAGUUGAUGAGCGGCAAGGCCGACCAGCACAUGUGGGACAACCUUGAAAAGAUGCUUCAAUCCCUACUCUCGUCCCUCGAGGGAACGGAGCUGUGGGAUAAUAUCUCGUCUGUCGUCCCGCUGUUUGAGAAAAUCCUGGGGAGUUUGUUGAACAACAUGCAAGCACAGACUGUGAUGCUACUAAGCCUUCAGACCCCUGUGGUAACCUUGAUGAGGGAAGUUGCACGUUCUGUAAAUACCAGUCAUUUCAACCUGUCGGAGGUCACGGAAGGAAUCCAGGCUGCCAUCGAGCACACGCUGCAGGCGGCUCAGCAGGCGAAUGGCACACUGGGGUGCAGGGAGGCUCUCAGACCAUGGGAGCCGGUCAGGGAGGCGGCCGGGUUGAGCCCGGGCUUCAUGGCCAUGUGGUGCAACAUCAGCCUGCAGCCUGUCAUCGAGGCCUAUGCUGCAGCUCUGACUCCUUACUCCCACAUUAACAUGACUCACAUGGGCGUGGGACCGGUGAAUGCCACAGCUGCCAGGAUUGCCGAAACCAUGCAGGCUCUGUACCUGGUCGUUGUCAACCAAUCGCUUGUAGCGGAGCAGCUUAUCUCAGCUUUGUCCAAGCAGCUCGGAAUGCUGGCAGGCCGGCCUCUGAGCCAAGAGGCGCAGCUUUACUGGAACAAGCAGCUCCAGGACGUACAGUUACAGAACAGCUUGUCUUCAAUCAAAAUGCUCACAGACCAGCUGCGUGAAGCAGCCCCUUCCCUCCAGCCGUACAUCGAGGCGGUAGAGAAGGCGAUGAGUUACUUCAUCAUCAACUCCCAUCUUCUUGAAAACAGCAGCACCUGCGAGGACCUCCUCCAACAGACAGCGAUGACCUUCCUAACCUCUGCCAACAUCACCGCAAGUGACAUCUUCUCCGCGAUGUCAAUGAACGUUUCCGGACUCAACGAGGCGUCUAUUAUUAACGCGUUGAGAGGAGUUGUCAAAUUCAUGGCUGACCUGAUGAUACUUGGUGACGACCCCAAGGUUUACCGAGGCCUGGAGCAAAUCCUGGGAUUCAAAGAGACGACUCUGAUUGUGCGGAAGGUGGUGGAGCUGACCACCUGGUUGGGCUCCACUCGAGCCUCCGGAGUGAAUCUGGCGAUGGAGGUGGUGCACAGACUGUACGACAUCCUCAGGUCCGUCUUCCCCCUCCUGAGCAAGCUGUGCGUGGAAAUGCCGGAAAACUCUGAGCUGUUCGUGGACCUAGCUGGGAACACCAUAGGAAUGCUGAAGCAGCUGUUGGGCACCCCUGGUCUCCUGCCUCCUAUGCAUCAGCAGCAAGGAAUGUCAAUGUCACAUAUGGCCGGCGCUAACCAUUCGAUGAGGGUCCGACACAAACGCGAGGCGCCGAUGAUGCAAAUGAGGGACCCCAUGGACGACUUCAUUGACCUGUUCUACAUCGACUACCACGCCAUGUUCGAAGCCCUCAGCGUUCCUCCCACCACAGGAGAGAUCUUCGAGACAGUCCACAUGUUCUUUGCCAAUCCUGAUCUGAGUGUUGUGUUGAAGGGAGUUACGAGGGACAUGCCGUGGGGCUUGAACGCCUCUCGGGAAGAGACCAUUGAUGCCUCUCUUGCUGGGCUCUCCCUCUUCACAUUGCCCAGUGUACUUCAGAUGUCGACGGAGAAUCUCCUGAUGAGUGCUGUUGCCAUGCUUACCGAUGCCAUUCCACUCCCCCCUGUGUUUAAAAAUAUCACCCGGGCAUUGGCCGACGAGUCUCAAGGGCUUGUCAGAUGUGUUUUAAUGCACGACAUCAUCUGGUACUUCUGGCUCCGUCAGUGCCGCACCGGGGUUCGUUUUGAGGAGCGCCAGUUGCUGCUCGCCACCCGACGACGCUGGACCCUCGCACUGGCACGAGUCCUAAUGAAGCCCAAGAUCCUGAUGCUCAUGCAGCAGACCCUCCAAACAGCAGCUGAUCUCUUCCAAAGCAACAUGACCGACCAGCAGCUCAAAGAGAAACUUACCCUCCUGACAUCCCAGGUGUGCGCCUUGGAGAACACGGAGACAAUGCAACAGCUGCUGCGGUUCCUCUCCAUAGAGCGUGGUCAGCUGUGCCGCACCAUCCUGCCCAGCCUGCAGAUCCUGGCCGAGAGCCUGCUGAUAAACACCAGCACGCUGACUGAUGCCAUCUUCCAGAGUUUCAUCGGGGAGCCCAAAACCUACAACAUCGAUUCGGACUGGACGGAUGUGUUGGGUCAAGGUUUGGGCUUCAACACCAGCAGCCUGAGCUCUCUCAACAUUAACGUCACAUCCCCAGUGGUGACGGUCGGAGAGCUGCUAAGAGAUAAAGCUGCCUUUGUUCAGGAUGUUCAGCGGCACAUGGAUUUCGAUCCAGCAGCUCUGCACCUGCUGAUGGGAGCCGUUGUACCAAACAACAAUUUGGAGAUCCUGUCCUGGUUGGUGAACCUGCGCCAGUGCAACUCCACAUCCUCGGUGAACAUGAAAGCAUCGCACGUGGCCAUCUUAAAGACCUUCUGCUCCAUGAGUGCCGAGCAGUGGUACAGCUUUUCACUGCUGAUGGUGCGCCAUCUCAACAUGGAAAAGCUCCUCUACAGAGUGGUGCUGUCUGAAGAGAUGCAGAGCCUGGUGGUGGUUAUGCUUCAGAUAGCUGAGACUCUAACCGACAUGAUGAACACCAUUCUUCCCACAAUCAACACGCUGCAAAGCUACCUGUUCUCCAUCCAAGACCUCAACCUGAUGGCCAACAACGAGUUCAACCUCAUGUCCAGAGGACAUAAAACAUCCAUCUCUAGCAAGGCUACGUUCGUCACCCUCUCUCGAGCGCUGUGCAGUCACGGUAUCAUGGCUCUGUUUGGAAUCUCUAAACUGCCCCCCAUGUCGGAGCCGGACGCCACCUUCCCCAGCGGCCAGUGGAAAGAGGAGAUGAUCGAUCGCUUCAAGAUUCCACGAAAUGCCACUCCCUUUUGCAUGAACAUGUACCUGGACAUGGUCAACACCACAGGAGGAGCCAUCGCCUGGGCCUUCCUCAAACCAAUGCUGAUGGGGAAGAUCCUGUACACCCCCGAUACGCCCAUUACGAGAGACAUAAUGCAGAAGGCCAAUGCCACCUUGCAGGAGUUUGCGAAUCUGAGGAAGAACUCACAAGACUGGAUCCAGUCCUCCAACUACAUCGUCAAUUCUGCCGAGCUGCUCAGCAACACUCUGCCAAUGCUGCAGAGUUCCCUCAGCAACUCCUUUGUGAAGAAUUUCAUUGAGAUGCAGACUGACAUCGAUGUCGACAAAAUGAAAGACACACUUAACGGCUUCUCUAACAUGUCUUUGAUGCUGGAGAAGAACAAACAAGUACUGAAUCAGAUUACCACCCUGUCCACCCUAAUGGUCGACCUGUCCUCCUGUAUCAAGUUUGACCGUUACCGUGGCUACGACACUGCCGAAGAGCUCAACCACGAAGCCCAGAAACUCGCCAAAGAUCGCAAUCUCUACGCAAGUGUCAUCUUCAAGCUUCCCAAAGAUGACGGCUCGACCAAGAGCCGUCACGCCAGGUCUUCCUCCAACACGUCUUCCGGAUCGUCCCUGCCUUCCCAAGUCAGCUACACUAUCCGCAUGCACAUGGACAACGUCAUGCGUACGGACCGAGUGCGGGAGCCCUUCUUCGUGAAGGACCCCCACCUGCUGGCCAGGCAGACCAUGCGCUACAACCGGGGCUUUGUGUAUCUGCAGGAGAACAUCGACCGGGCCAUCAUCGAAUCCCAGACCGGGAAGAGAGUCUCCGACCCGGCUGUGCAGCUGCAGCCCUUCCCCUAUCCCUGCCACUUGCGUGAUGAGUACCUGGAGGCCAUCUCUUUUGUCUUCCCGAUCAUGCUGAUGUUAGCAUGGGUGCUCUUCAUCGCCGACUUUGUGAAGAAGCUCGUGCACGAGAGAGAACUGAGGCUGCACGAGUACAUGAAGAUGAUGGGCGUCAACCCACUCAGCCACUUCUUUGCCUGGUUCGUGGAGUGCACCGUCUACCUGGGGGUGACCAUCAUCAUCCUCACGCUGGUGCUGAAGUACGGAAAGAUCCUGCCCAGCAGCGACGGCUUCCUCCUGUUCCUUUACCUGUGCGACUACGGCCUGAGCAUCGUUGCCUUCAGCUUCCUGGUCAGCUCCUUCUUCGACAAGACCUACAUCGCAGGCCUGAGCGGCAGCCUCCUCUACAUCCUCUCCUUCUUCCCUUUCAUCGUGGUCAUGGCUAUGGAGACAAAUCUCACCGUUUCCCAGAAGAGCGCUUUGAGUUUGUUUUCCCCAACCUGCUUCAGUUACGCCAGUCAAUAUGUGUCUCGCUAUGAGGCCCAAGGAGAAGGUAUUCAGUGGAGCAACGCGUACAUGUCGCCCAUCGCUGGGGACACGGCCUCGUUCGGGUGGCUGUGCUGGUUGAUGCUCAUCGACUCAAUCCUCUACUUCAUUAUCGGGGCUUACAUCCGCAAGGUCUUCCCAGGAAAUUAUGGCAUCCCAUGUCCAUGGUACUUCCCCUUCAAAGCCUCGUUCUGGGCCGACCUGUGCUGCUGCAUUAAGUCAAAGGCUCAGCCGCGCAGAGGACUCAUCCUGCACAACAUCUUGCAGGACAACCAGCCCGUCUUCUCCAACGACAAGGAAAAAGGCAAGAGCUCGCUUUCCUUCCAGGCCGGCGAGGAUUUCUCUGAGCUGCCGGUGGGUGUCGCCCUCCACAGCCUCAGCAAGAUGUACGCCGACCGAGUCGCCAUUCAAAACCUCAACGUUUCCUUCCACGAGGGCCACGUCACCUCGCUGCUUGGCCACAACGGAGCCGGAAAGACCACCACCAUGUCUCUCCUGACAGGUCUUUUCGCCCCAACUUCCGGCACAAUAGAGGUGUACGGUAGAGACAUGCAGUCCAACAUCGACGACAUCCGCAAGGAGCUGGGCGUGUGCAUGCAGUACGACGUCCUGUUCGACCACAUGACCACCAAGGAGCACCUGCUGCUGUACGGCCAGAUCAAGGCUCCGCACUGGUCGAAGGGGGAACUGCACGAACAAGUCCGAUCGACCCUUGAGGAGACAGGCAUGUACGCUCACAGACACAAGCGGGUGGGCACCCUGUCGGGCGGCAUGAAGCGCAAGCUGUCAAUCUGCAUCGCCUUCAUAGGAGGCUCUCGCUUGGUGGUUCUGGAUGAACCCACCACAGGAGUUGAUCCGUGCUCGAGGCGCAGCAUCUGGGACAUUGUUAUCCAGCAUAAGAAAAACCGAACCAUCAUCAUGUCCACCCACCACCUGGACGAGGCUGAAGUGCUCAGCGACCGCAUCGCCUUCCUGGAGAGGGGGGGAUUAAAAUGCUGCGGCUCCCCCUUCGCCCUGAAAGACAAGCUGGGUCAGGGCUACAAACUCACCCUCACCAAAAAGCUGCAGAACCUCGAGUCUGAAGUAAUCGACAGUGCUGAUCUGAAGCAGUUCAUCCAAGCCCAUGUACCUGACGCCCGGCUGAAGGAGGCCCAAGGGGGCGACUUGGUCUACUCGCUGCCCCCCUUCACCUCAGCCAACGCCUCCUCCUACCGCUCCCUCCUGACCGCGCUGGACUCCAACCUGGACGCCCUGCAGCUCGGGGGCUAUGGCAUCUCUGACACCACCCUGGAGGAGGUCUUCCUCCAGUUGACUCAGGACAACCCCGAUGCUGAGAGCGUCCCCCUGUCAAUCUCAGAGAACAUUUCUGACACAGGGUCUGUGGACAGUUUCCCCUCAGACAGCGGUGAAAGCCUCGGUGAUCAGAUCAAGCUUACCGGCUCAUCCACGCUUUCUGGCAUGGCUCUGGCCUGGCAGCAGAUGUCGGCCAUACUGGUCAAGAGGUUCCACCACAGCCGCAGAGACUGGAAGGGCCUGAUCGCCCAGAUCCUGCUCCCUGUUCUGUUUGUGGUGUUUGCAAUGGGCUUGGGAUCCAUAAGGAGCGACCUGCAGCACUAUCCUGAGCUGGAGCUGAGCCCGGCGCUCUACAACAUCGGACCAAGCUACUCUUUCUUCAGAAACCAAAAUCCCAGCUCCGAGAACCUGGUGGACUCCAUGAUGUCGUUCCCUGGGAUGGAUAACGCCUGCCUCGACGGCCAGGGGAACCCGGUCUGCGAUCGGAACACGCACAAGUGGAGUUCCAGUGGGAACAGCUCUAAAGGAUUUAUUAUCUGUAAAUGCACCACACAGGAGCAGGUUUGUGAUGAGGACAACUAUAAGCCGCCACAUGAAAUCAUCCCUUCAUCUCAGGUUGUUUAUAACCUCAGUGGCAUCAACGUGGAGAACUACCUGGUGGCCACAGCCAACGACUUCAUCAGGAACAGGUACGGUGGAUUCGAUUUAGGGAUGCAGCUUCCUACUGACUUACAAAUGGACCUUCGAGCGGUGCCCAAAAAUCGCACUCUGUCUAAGGUCUGGUUCAACCCCGAGGGCCACCACACAAUGCCAGCAUACUUAAACAGCCUCAACAACCUCAUCCUUCGCUCCAAUCUCCCAGCAGACAAGGAUCCACGUAAAUACGCCAUUUCGGUUUCCAGUCACCCGUAUUUCGGUCGGGCGGAUGAUGAAGACGCAAUUGUCCAGGGGAUGCUCCAGAUCCUCGUGGCUGUGUGCGUGCUGACUGGUUACUCAAUCAUGACGGCCAGCUUCGCCAUCUAUGAAGUCCACGAGCACCACAGCGGCUCCAAGAGGCUGCAGCACAUCGCCGGCAUCAGCGAGCCUUUCUACUGGGCUGUGAACUUCCUCUAUGACAUGGUCAUCUAUAUGAUCCCCGUGACUUUGACCGUCUGUGUGAUCGCAGCCUUCCAGGUCCCAGCGUUCACAGAUCGGCAGAACCUGGGUGCCGUCACGCUCCUUCUGGUGCUCUUUGGGUUUUCCACCUUCCCCUGGAUGUAUCUGUUGUCGGGUGUCUUCAAGGAUGCAGAGAUGGCCUUCAUCACCUACGUGUGCAUCAACCUCUUCAUCAGUGUCAACACCAUCAUGUCCACCUCCGUUCUCUACUUCCUUGGCCAAAUUUCUAUGCGCAGCCCUGAGCUCGUCCAGAAUAUCUACGAAAAGCUGAGCGACGCCUUCCACAUCUUCCCCCAGUUUAACUUUGGGAACGGGCUGAUGUAUCUGGCGAGGAAAAACAUAGAGGUCCAGAUCCUCAGCGGCUACGGCAUCGACGCCUACCGGAACCCGUUCUCCACAGAUGCAAUGGGCUGGAUGUUCAUCGCCUCCUUCAUCCAAGGCGUGGUCUUCUUCACGCUGCGUCUCCUGCUCAACCAGUUCCUUCUGCGAAAAGUCAGGCAUAUGAUUUGUGGCCGUAAGACGGUGCCACAGGUGGCUUGGGAGGACGAGGAUGAGGACGUGGCAGCAGAGAACCUCCGGGUGUCCAGCGGAGCGGCCAACACGGACAUUCUGCAGGUCGACCAGCUCACCAAGAUCUAUCAACACUUUAAGAGGAAGGUCCCUGCUGUCAAGAGGCUCUCUGUGGGAAUCCCUGCAGGAGAGUGCUUUGGUCUGCUGGGAGUGAACGGAGCAGGAAAAACCACCACCUUCAAGAUGCUGACUGGAGAUGUGAGCCCCUCUGACGGCACAGCACAGAUCAGGGACUUGGAUGGGCAGUUGACCGACAUCAUGGAUUGCCGUAGCAAGGGAAUUAACAUCGGCUACUGUCCCCAGGAGGACGCUCUGGACAAUCUGCUCACAGGAGAAGAGCACCUGGACUUCUACUCUCGCAUCCGAGGCAUCCCGAAGAGGGAAAGAAAAGGGGUGGUGAACUACCUGCUGAAGAGGCUGGAGCUCAGCUACCACAGGAACAUCAUCACUGACAGUUACAGCUGCGGAACCCGCAGGAAGCUCUCGACGGCGCUGGCUCUCAUCGGACACCCGCAGAUCCUGCUCCUGGAUGAGCCAAGCUCUGGCAUGGACCCUCGCACCAAGCGUCACCUGUGGAAAAUUAUAUCCGAGGAAGUUAAAGGAAAAUGUGCCGUGGUCCUCACCUCUCACAGCAUGGAGGAGUGUGAGGCGCUGUGCAGCCGUCUUGCCAUCAUGGAUAAAGGUCAAUUCCGAUGCCUGGGCUCUCUGCAGCACAUUAAGAACAGGUUUGGCAGCGGGUUCACCGUGAGGAUGUACAGGGCCGAGGCCUCCUGCGACGCCGAGGCAAUCACUGGCUUCAUGCAGCGGCGAUUCCCCAGCACUUACCUCAAGGACCAGCACUCCACCAUGGUGGAAUACCACGUACCAGUUGCUCCAGGAGGGGUGGCUGACAUCUUCGACCAGCUGGAGUCAAACAAGAAUGCUCUGCAGAUCAAACACUUCUCUGUGAGCCAGACCACACUGGAUGAGGUCUUCAUCAACUUUGCCAUGGGAAAGAUCGGCAUGGAGACCAGACCAAUAAACAGCCAAGAAGAAGAGUGGGAUGAUCUGGACAGCAAGAAGGCAGAAGAUGCAUAG
Molecule: messenger RNA, 15342 nt
Organism: Limanda limanda (common dab)
Lineage: Eukaryota; Metazoa; Chordata; Actinopteri; Pleuronectiformes; Pleuronectidae
Gene: abca12
Product: ATP-binding cassette, sub-family A (ABC1), member 12
Exons: 77
Coding region: 1-15342 (5113 amino acids)
Biological process (GO): transmembrane transport; lipid transport
Cellular component (GO): membrane; intracellular membrane-bounded organelle
Molecular function (GO): lipid carrier activity; ATP hydrolysis activity; ABC-type transporter activity
Source: RefSeq, a predicted model, not a curated record